This is a messenger RNA of Nestor notabilis (Kea), 2258 nucleotides long. RefSeq names its product eukaryotic peptide chain release factor GTP-binding subunit ERF3A-like. The transcript is spliced from 4 exons. Lineage: Eukaryota; Metazoa; Chordata; Aves; Psittaciformes; Psittacidae. The record is from RefSeq and is a predicted model, not a curated record. The annotation marks the transcript as partial. Gene Ontology annotation, biological process: translation. Gene Ontology annotation, cellular component: translation release factor complex. Gene Ontology annotation, molecular function: translation release factor activity; GTPase activity.
CACAACGUGGAAGUUCUUGGAAUCCUUUCUGAUGAUGUAGAAACUGAUUCAGUAGCCCCAGGUGAAAAUCUGAAGAUCAGACUGAAAGGAAUUGAAGAGGAAGAGAUCCUUCCAGGAUUUAUUCUCUGUGAUCUCAACAAUCUGUGUCAUUCUGGACGCACGUUUGAUGCCCAGAUAGUGAUAAUUGAGCACAAAUCCAUUAUCUGCCCAGGUUAUAAUGCUGUGCUGCACAUUCACACCUGUAUUGAAGAAGUUGAGAUAACAGCCUUAAUCUGCUUGGUAGACAAAAAAACAGGAGAAAAAAGUAAGACACGGCCCCGUUUUGUGAAACAAGAUCAAGUAUGCAUUGCCCGUUUAAGGACAGCAGGAACUAUCUGCCUUGAGACAUUCAAAGAUUUCCCUCAGAUGGGUCGCUUUACCUUAAGGGAUGAGGGUAAGACCAUUGCAAUUGGAAAAGUUCUGAAACUGGUUCCAGAGAAGGACUAAGCAUUUUUCUCAAUGACCCCGCACAAUACUGUGAGGAAAAUCGACUCUGCAAAAGCCUACUUCACACCGCCUUCUUAUUUUCUGCCCAUUGAUAAACUUCCCCCCAUAUUUUGCAAAGACAAAUUUCACAGCAAAGGUCCACAUUAUGUCAGCUUUCUCAUAUUGAGAGCUCUGCUAUGCCACUGUUGAAUUUUCCCAAAAAAGAAUUUUUUUUUCUCCCAAAUUCUGCUUCCUUGGAAAGAUUCGGCAAUAGCUUUGUAAGUGAUGUGGACAUAAUUGCCUAUAAUUAUGAAAAUCUAAAGGAUUUUUAAUGUUUAAUUUCCCCCAGCGUAUAUAUUAAGACCUCUUUUUCCAGGCAGAUCAUUCAGAGUGUGCGAGUGUGUGUGCACAUGUUACAAAGAUGACUACCAUGUUAAUAAACUAUUCAAUUUGAAAUCUUUUUCGGUAUUUGAAUUGCUUUUGAAUAAUGUUUUUUAUCCGGAUGUAACGCAGUUGCAUUAGCUUUUUAACUUCCCAGUAACCUAGAUCUUCGGUUACUUGGACUUUUCUAAACUUCUCAGCCUCCCCACACACACAGUUUUAAAUGAGGCAAUUGGGCACUCAACCACGUUUGUAUUAAAAGAAUUAGGUUUGCCCCUUCCCUUUGUUGAACGCAUUCUUAAACUUAAAACUAUUCAUGCAAAUGUGGCACCUUCAUCAGCUUUACGUUUGUUAAUAUCUUCAGCAAAUUUAGGUUGACUUAACAUCAUUACUAGACACAGUUAAGUCAAUUUUGAAGGUUAGAACUAUGUACUGUGUCGUUAUAAAAAAUCAACAUUAUUAAAUUCCUAACUGCAGAAAUGCUAACAACCAGUAAAUCAGUGAAACUUGCAAAAAUAAGAGAGUCUGUGGCAAUAGUGCCUAUUAGUAUUUAUAAGAGCUUCACUUUGUGGGAGAACUGGGCCAAUUAAAAAGUGCCAGUUAUAAAUUACUCAGUUCACCCUGGCUUUAAUUUAGAGGGCUGGAUAAUCCUCGCUGUUUUAAAGAUCAGUCUGAACUGAGAGGGAGAAAGACUAUUUAAAUCCCUAAGAGUUUGCACAUACUGAAAUAUGGGAGGGUCAGAAUCAAGCACAGUCUGUAAAUUUUUGCAUAUCAAAAAGCAAUGUAAGCUUCUGAGGACCAGUGAAGUUUUUCUUGAGAAAUCGGAGCAAAACUGGUUCAAAAUAAAGCUUACUCAGUGCAACUUGAAGGAGCUGCAUAAUAAAAUCCUGUUUAGCUGCACUUUGAAAGUGGACUGUCUACAAUUGCUGUCCUAAUUCUAACAAUUAGGAUGAAGGCUAAUGGAUCUUUUGGGGUUUGGUUUUUUUUUUUCCCAUUUCCCAGAGUAUUGGUAGUAAGUAUUUAAAGGUAUCUUCAGAGCUUCUUCAGGAUGUCCCAAACGAAACAUUUUCAGUUGUACAAUUGUGGCAAGCCCAUCUCCACCCCCAAAAGUUUACAGUCUAGUGACUGUAUCUGAAUUCACAGAUAACCCAAAACUGAACCCAGUUUACCUUUUGGGUUGUUUUGGUUUUUGUGGUUUUUUGGGUUGUUGGUUUGGUUUUUUUUUUGGGGGGUUUGUUUUUUUUUUGUUUGUUUUUUGUUUGUUUGUUUCUUUGUAACUGUGGAACUCCCAUUCAUUUCACUUACAGCUACAUUGUAUGGACAGAAGAAGUUAUUGUCCUUCAGUUUCAUAUGACUACACUUGUAGCUACCGUAAUGCAUGGAAUUUAAAUAAAUUUUAUUAUGCCUGCAAA